This is a messenger RNA of Aspergillus costaricaensis CBS 115574, 1228 nucleotides long. RefSeq names its product replication factor C subunit 4. Bases 76 to 1134 code for a protein of 352 amino acids. Gene Ontology annotation, molecular function: ATP hydrolysis activity; DNA clamp loader activity; DNA binding. Gene Ontology annotation, cellular component: DNA replication factor C complex; nucleus; Ctf18 RFC-like complex. NCBI's taxonomy places the organism in Eukaryota, Fungi, Ascomycota, Eurotiomycetes, Eurotiales, Aspergillaceae. The record is from RefSeq and is a predicted model, not a curated record. Gene Ontology annotation, biological process: DNA-templated DNA replication; DNA repair. The transcript is spliced from 5 exons.
CUGCUCUCGGUCUAGCACACAACGAAACCAUUCAGUCUGAGGUUGCAUAUAAUUUACAUCAAGUUAUUAUUCGCUAUGGUUCAAGCCGAAUCCUCAGCCAGUGCCUCUCGCAAUGGCCUCAAGGCGCAUACGGCCGGCGCCCCUCCUGACUAUGAAUUGCCCUGGGUAGAGAAAUAUCGCCCGGUAUUCCUCGAUGACAUUGUUGGAAACACAGAAACAGUCGAGCGCUUGAAGAUUAUCGCUAAGGAUGGAAACAUGCCGCACGUUAUCAUCUCGGGCAUGCCCGGUAUUGGAAAGACAACUUCGAUCUUGUGCCUGGCGAGACAGCUAUUGGGAGACGCAUAUAAGGAGGCAGUUCUGGAGCUCAAUGCUAGUGAUGAAAGAGGUAUCGACGUGGUACGAAACCGGAUUAAGGGCUUUGCCCAGAAGAAAGUCACCUUGCCCCCCGGUCGCCAUAAGCUUGUCAUCCUUGAUGAAGCCGAUAGUAUGACAUCAGGUGCCCAGCAAGCAUUGCGGCGUACAAUGGAAAUUUAUUCGUCGACGACACGAUUCGCAUUUGCCUGCAACCAGUCAAACAAAAUCAUCGAGCCGAUUCAGUCGCGAUGCGCUAUCCUACGUUAUGCUCGGUUGACCGAUGCGCAAAUUGUCAAGCGUCUGAAGCAAGUAUGCGACGCCGAGAAAGUGGAACAUAACGAAGAGGGCAUCGCCGCCCUGGUAUUCAGUGCUGAGGGAGACAUGCGUCAGGCUAUCAACAACCUGCAGAGUACAUGGUCAGGUUUCGGUUUCGUCAGUGGGGACAACGUUUUCAGGGUAGUCGACAGCCCGCAUCCGAUCAAGGUCCAGGCAAUGAUCAAGGCUUGCUGGGAAGGCAAGAUUGAUGCGGCGUUGGAGACACUCAAUGAAUUAUGGGAUUUGGGGUAUUCCUCCCAUGAUAUCAUCAGCACCAUGUUCCGUGUCACCAAGACAAUUCCCACUCUGUCAGAACAUUCCAAGCUGGAAUUCAUCCGGGAAAUUGGUUUCACGCAUAUGCGCAUCCUAGACGGCGUGCAGUCACUGCUCCAACUCAGCGGCUGCGUUGCGAAGCUUUGCAAGAUCAACAUGAAGCCGCAGCUCUUUGAGCCACCGAAGAACUGAGAUGAAAAUGAAAGUGUAAAUUAGAUGCAGGCAUAACUUGGAGUUUGGGGCGUUUACAAAGCAAGGCUAUAUCAAGCCCUGGGGUAUUUAGCAC